CCGGACUGGCUCCCUCGGCACCCUCGCCGCUCCCGCGAGCCCCAGGCCCCGGGACGGGGUCGAGGCCCCUAGGCCCCAUCCGCGGGGCGGUGGGCCCGGUUCGGGGCUUUUGUGCCCGGGAGGUCCCCGGGCCGGUUCGGCCGGGGGCGGGGGCUGCCCGGAUCCGCUUGGGUGGCGCCAACAAUGUGUCUUCGCUCGGCCCAGAGGGAGGAACUUUCUCCCACCGAGGGCCACAGUCCCGUUCCUCGCUUCCGAGGUGGAGGCCAGGGAAAUAGGUUAGCUUUGUGACAACCGGGCGGUCUUUCCGGAGGUGUUUGGUGCGGGCUUUGAGUUUGGAUGUUUACGAGUAGGACUGAGAUCAACAUUUACGAAGACCGGGAGAUGAAAUAUUCUAAAAUACAUCGAUUCGUACCUAAGAAUAGCCGGGGAAAUCCAUUAUUGGGCUUACGGGCCGCUUGAAAAGAGUCACCUUCACCAGAGAGGCGAUGUUAGAGGAACGCAUUCUGGAUCGAUGGAACUUGUUUUAAUCAUGGACUAGGCUUACAUUUUAUUUAGUAAAUCUAGUAAAAUAUCAGGGCAGUCCAAUGGACCCAAUGGUGAUGAAGAGACCUCAGUUGUAUGGGAUGGGCAGUAACCCCCAUUCCCAGCCGCAGCAGAGCAGUCCCUACCCAGGAGGUUCCUAUGGCCCCCCAGGUGCACAGCGGUACCCGCUCGGCAUACAGGGCCGGGCCCCAGGGACCCUGGGAGGCAUGCAGUACCCGCAGCAGCAGAUGCCACCUCAGUAUGGACAACAAGGUGUGAGUGGUUACUGCCAACAAGGCCAACAGCCAUAUUACAACCAGCAGCCGCAGCCCCCGCAUCUACCACCCCAGGCACAGUAUCUGCCAUCCCAGUCCCAGCAGAGGUACCAGUCACAGCAGGACAUGUCUCAGGAAGGCUAUGGCACUAGAUCUCAACCUCCUCUGGCCCCCGGAAAAUCUAACCAUGAAGACUUGAAUUUAAUACAACAAGAAAGACCAUCAAGUUUACCAGACCUGUCUGGCUCCAUUGAUGACCUCCCCACAGGAACAGAAGCAACCCUGAGCUCAGCAGUUAGUGCAUCUGGGUCUACAAGCAGCCAAGGGGAUCAGAGCAACCCAGCCCAGUCACCUUUCUCUCCACAUGCAUCACCCCAUCUCUCCAGCAUCCCAGGAGGGCCCUCACCUUCUCCAGUUGGCUCCCCUGUAGGAAGCAAUCAGUCGCGAUCUGGCCCGAUUUCUCCCGCAAGUAUUCCAGGUAGUCAGAUGCCCCCUCAGCCACCUGGAAACCAGUCAGAAUCCAGUUCCCAUCCUGCCUUGAGCCAGUCGCCAAUGCCACAAGAAAGAGGUUUUAUGGCAGGCACACAAAGAAAUCCUCAGAUGUCUCAGUAUGGGCCUCAGCAGACAGGACCAUCUAUGUCGCCUCAUCCUUCUCCUGGGGGCCAGAUGCAUCCUGGAAUGAGUAGCUUUCAGCAGAGUAACUCAAGUGGGACCUACGGUCCACAGAUGAGCCAGUAUGGACCACAAGGUAACUACUCCAGACCCCCAACAUAUAGUGGGGUGCCCAGUGCAAGCUACAGCGGCCCAGGGCCUGGGAUGGGUAUCAAUGCCAACAACCAGAUGCAUGGACAAGGGCCAAGCCAGCCAUGUGGUGCUAUGCCCCUGGGACGAAUGCCGUCAGCUGGGAUGCAGAACAGACCAUUUCCUGGAAACAUGAGCAGCGUGACCCCCAGUUCUCCUGGCAUAUCUCAGCAGGGUGGGCCAGGCAUGGGGCCACCGAUGCCCACUGUGAACCGUAAGGCACAGGAGGCUGCUGCAGCCGUGAUGCAGGCUGCUGCAAACUCAGCACAAAGCAGGCAAGGUAAUUUUCCUGGCAUGAACCAGAGUGGACUCAUGGCUUCCAGCUCUCCCUACAGCCAGCCCAUGAACAACAGUUCUGGCUUGAUGAACACACAGGGGCCACCUUACAGCAUGACACCAGCUAUGGUGAACAGCGCGACAGCAUCUAUGGGUCUUGCAGAUAUGAUGUCUCCUGGUGAACCCAAACUGCCCAUGCCUCUCAAAGCAGAUGGCAAAGAAGAAGGCACUCCACAGUCUGAGAGCAAGUCGAAGGAUAGCUACAGCUCUCAGGGUAUUUCUCAGCCCCCAACCCCAGGCAACCUGCCAGUCCCUUCCCCAAUGUCCCCCAGCUCUGCUAGCAUCUCCUCCUUUCAUGGAGAUGAGAGCGAUAGCAUUAGCAGCCCAGGCUGGCCAAAGACUCCAUCAAGCCCUAAGUCCAGCUCAUCCACCACCACAGGGGAGAAGAUCACAAAGGUGUAUGAGCUGGGGAAUGAGCCAGAGAGGAAGCUGUGGGUCGACCGCUACCUGACUUUCAUGGAAGAGAGGGGCUCCCCUGUGUCCAGUCUGCCCGCAGUGGGCAAAAAGCCCCUGGACCUGUUCCGACUGUAUGUUUGCGUCAAAGAGAUUGGAGGUUUGGCACAGGUUAAUAAAAACAAGAAGUGGCGUGAGCUGGCAACCAACCUAAAUGUUGGCACUUCAAGCAGCGCAGCAAGCUCCCUGAAAAAGCAGUAUAUUCAGUACCUUUUUGCCUUUGAGUGCAAGAUUGAGAGAGGGGAGGAGCCCCCACCAGAAGUCUUCAGCACAGGGGACACAAAGAAGCAGCCCAAGCUUCAGCCGCCAUCUCCUGCUAACUCAGGAUCCUUGCAAGGCCCACAGACGCCACAGUCAACAGGCAGCAACUCUAUGGCAGAGGUUCCUGGUGACCUGAAGCCACCUACGCCAGCUUCCACCCCUCAUGGACAGAUUGCCCCAAUGCAAGGUGGAAGAAGCAGUACAAUCAGUGUGCAUGACCCAUUCUCAGAUGUGAGUGAUUCAUCAUUCCCAAAAAGGAAUUCCAUGACUCCAAAUGCCCCAUACCAACAGGGCAUGAGCAUGCCAGACAUGAUGGGCAGGAUGCCCUAUGAACCCAACAAGGACCCCUUUGGUGGAAUGAGAAAAGUGCCUGGAAGUAAUGAGCCCUUUAUGACCCAAGGACAGAUGCCCAACAGCAGCAUGCAGGACAUGUAUAACCAAAGUCCCUCAGGAGCAAUGUCCAAUCUGGGCAUGGGGCAGCGGCAGCAGUUUCCUUAUGGGGCCAGUUAUGACCGAAGGCAUGAACCUUAUGGGCAGCAGUAUCCAGGCCAAGGUCCUCCUGCAGGACAGCCACCGUAUGGAGCGCACCAGCCUGGCCUGUAUCCACAGCAGCCGAAUUACAAACGCCAUAUGGAUGGCAUGUAUGGGCCUCCAGCCAAGCGUCAUGAGGGAGACAUGUACAACAUGCAGUAUGGCAACCAGCAACAAGAGAUGUAUAACCAGUAUGGAAGCUCUUACUCUGGCCCGGACCGAAGGCCCAUGCAGGGACAGUACCCAUAUCCCUACAAUAGGGAGAGGAUGCAGGGCCCAGGCCAGAUGCAGCCCCAUGGAAUCCCACCUCAGAUGAUGGGGGGCCCAAUGCAGUCAUCUUCCGGUGAAGGGCCUCAGCAAAAUAUGUGGGCAGCACGCAACGAUAUGCCUUAUCCCUACCAGAAUAGGCAGGGCCCCGGUGGCCCCGCACAGGCACCCCCUUAUCCAGGCAUGAGCCGCACAGAUGAUAUGAUGGUACCUGAUCAGAGGAUAAAUCACGAGAGCCAGUGGCCUUCUCAUGUCAGCCAACGCCAGCCUUACAUGUCGUCCUCGGCUUCCAUGCAGCCCAUCACACGCCCACCUCAGUCAUCCUACCAGACACCACCAUCACUGCCAAACCAUAUCUCCAGGGCACCCAGCCCAGCUUCCUUCCAGCGCUCCCUGGAGAACCGCAUGUCUCCAAGCAAGUCUCCCUUUCUGCCCACCAUGAAGAUGCAGAAGGUCAUGCCCACUGUCCCCACAUCCCAGGUCACUGGGCCACCCCCUCAACCACCCCCCAUCAGAAGAGAGAUUACCUUUCCUCCUGGCUCAGUGGAAGCAUCACAGCCAGUCCUGAAACAAAGGCGAAAGAUUACCUCAAAAGAUAUUGUUACUCCUGAGGCAUGGCGUGUGAUGAUGUCGCUUAAAUCAGGUCUGCUGGCUGAGAGUACUUGGGCUUUGGACACUAUCAACAUUCUUCUGUAUGACGACAGCACUGUUGCUACUUUCAAUCUCUCUCAGUUGUCUGGAUUUCUCGAACUUUUAGUAGAGUACUAUAGAAAAUGCCUGAUUGACAUUUUUGGAAUUCUUAUGGAAUAUGAAGUGGGAGACCCCAGCCAAAAAGCACUUGACCACAAUGCAGUGAAGAAAGAAGAUAGCCAGUCCUUGGCAGACGAUUCUGGGAAGGAGGAAGAAGACACUGAGUGUCUUGAUGAGGAGGAAGAGGAGGAGGAGGAGGAGGAAGACAGUGAGAAGACAGAAACUGAUGCCAAGGGCAUUGCUGCUCUCACCACUGUGGAUGCCACUGCCGACCCCAAGGAGAAGCCCAAGCAAGCCAGUAAGUUUGACAAGCUACCAAUAAAGAUUGUCAAAAAGAACAACUUAUUUGUCAUUGACCGGUCAGACAAGCUGGGCCGCGUGCAAGAGUUCAACAGCGGGCUUCUACACUGGCAGCUUGGGGGUGGCGACACCACUGAGCACAUCCAGACUCACUUUGAAAGCAAGAUGGAAAUCCCACCUCGCAGGCGCCCGCCACCCCCUUCAAACUCCACGGGUAGAAAGAGAGAGUCAGAAGGAAAAGGUGAUUCUGAAGAGCAGCCAGAGAAAAGCAUCAUAGCCACCAUUGACGAUGUCCUGUCUGCUCGGCCAGGGGCCUUGCCUGAAGACACAAAUCCCGGGCCCCAGACAGAAAGUAGCAAGUUCCCCUUUGGUAUCCAGCAAGCCAAAAGUCACCGGAACAUCAAGCUGCUGGAGGACGAGCCCAGGAGCCGAGACGAGACGCCCCUGUGCACCAUUGCACACUGGCAGGACUCACUGGCUAAGCGCUGCAUCUGUGUGUCCAACAUCGUGCGGAGCUUAUCUUUUGUGCCUGGUAAUGACGCCGAGAUGUCCAAACAUCCAGGCUUGGUGCUGAUCCUGGGGAAGCUGAUCCUUCUUCACCACGAGCAUCCAGAGCGGAAACGAGCGCCACAGACCUAUGAGAAAGAGGAGGACGAGGACAAGGGGGUGGCCUGCAGCAAAGAUGAGUGGUGGUGGGACUGCCUCGAGGUCUUGCGGGAUAACACACUGGUCACGUUGGCCAACAUCUCUGGGCAGCUAGACUUGUCUGCCUACACAGAAAGCAUCUGCUUGCCAAUUCUGGAUGGCUUGCUGCACUGGAUGGUGUGCCCAUCUGCGGAGGCGCAGGACCCGUUUCCCACCGUGGGACCCAACUCAGUCCUGUCACCUCAGAGACUUGUGCUGGAGACCCUCUGUAAACUCAGUAUCCAGGACAACAAUGUGGACCUGAUCUUGGCCACACCUCCAUUUAGUCGUCAGGAGAAAUUCUAUGCUACAUUAGUUAGGUACGUUGGGGAUCGCAAAAACCCAGUCUGUCGAGAAAUGUCCAUGGCGCUUUUAUCGAACCUUGCCCAGGGAGAUGCAUUGGCAGCCAGGGCGAUAGCUGUGCAGAAGGGAAGCAUUGGAAACUUGAUAAGCUUCCUAGAGGACGGGGUCACAAUGGCGCAAUACCAGCAGAGCCAGCAUAACCUCAUGCACAUGCAGCCCCCGCCUCUGGAACCACCUAGCGUAGACAUGAUGUGCAGGGCAGCCAAGGCUUUGCUGGCCAUGGCCAGAGUGGACGAGAACCGCUCAGAAUUCCUUUUGCACGAGGGCCGGUUGCUGGAUAUCUCAAUAUCAGCUGUCCUGAACUCUCUGGUUGCAUCUGUCAUCUGUGAUGUACUAUUUCAGAUUGGGCAGUUAUGACAUAAGUGAGAAGGCAAGCAUGUGUGAGUGAAGAUUAGAGGGUCACAUAUAACUGGCUGUUUUCUGUUCUUGUUUAUCCAGCGUAGGAAGAAGGAAAAGAGAAUCUUUGCUCCUCUGCCCCAUUCACUAUUUACCAAUUGGGAAUUAAAGAAAUAAUUAAUUUGAACAGUUAUGAAAUUAAUAUUUGCUGUCUGUGUGUAUAAGUACAUCCUUUUGGGGUUUUUCUAUUUCUUUUUUUUUAACCAAAGUUGCUGUCUAGUGCAUUCAAAAGUCACUUUUUAUUUUUCAUGGAUUUUCUUUUUAAUGUUAUUUUCCAUGUUGUAUUACAUUUUGGGGAAGCGAAUUGACUUUAAAGAAAAAAGUUUGGCAAAAGAUGCUAAGAUGGGAAAAUUUCACCACACUGAGGCAAAAAGGUGAAAAGUUACCAAUUUUCUAUGCUUUUUAUUCAUCAGAGAAUGAAAAAACUUAUCCCAUCACCCAAAGCUCUGUGCAAUAGAAACUUCUAGAGCGAUAGAUAGAUAGGGGCUCAAGGAGGUGUGUCAGUGAGUAAUCAGAACUAUGAAUGAUACUGGUUUCUCCACGGGAAAAUGGUCACAUUAGGCUAGGAGCAAAAACAAUUUUUUUCAAGUUAGGAUUGAAAGUACAUCCCUGACAGCGAUCAACAGAACCUGCUUCCUCACCACUACCACCGUGUCUGCUGUCUGUCGUUUGGCCUCCACAUGACAGUUCUUCACAAUUCCUUUAAUCAUUUUUUAAAUAUUUUUUUUUACUGCCUAUGGGCUGUGAUGUAUAUAGAAGUUGUACAUUAAACAUACCCUCAUUUUUUUUCUUCUUUUUUUUUUUUUUUUUAGUACAAAGUUUUUAGUUUCUUUUUCAUGAUGUGGUAACUACGAAGUGAUAGUAGAUUUAAAUAAUUUUUUAUUUUUAUUUUAUAUAUUUUUUCAUUAGGGCCAUAUCUCCCAAAAAAGAAAGAAAAAUACAAAAAACAAAAAACAAAAAAAAAAAAACAAAAAAAAGAGGGUAAUGUACAAGUUUCUGUAUGUAUAAAGUCAUGCUCUAUUUUGGGAGAGCAGCUGAUCCCAAUUUGCUUCAUGAAUCAAGGUGUGGAAAUGGUUGCAUAUGGAUUGAUUUAGAAAAUGGUUACUAGUACAGACAAAAAAGAAAAAAUACAGCUAAAAAGAAGAAACACAACUUCAAAGAUUUUUCAGUGAUGAAAAUCCACAUUUGUAUUUCAAGAUAAUGUAGUUUAAAAAAAAGAAAAAAACUUGAUGUAAAUUCCUCCUUUUCCUCUGGCUUAAUGAAUAUCAUUUAUUCAGUAUAAAAUCUUUAUAUGUUCCACAUGUUAAGAAUAAAUGUACAUUAAAUCUUGUUAAGCACUGUGAUGGGUGUUCUUGAAUACUGUUCUAGUUUCCUUAAAGUGGUUUUCAUAGUAACCAAGUUAUUUACAAGAAAUAAGGGAAAUACAGCAGCAUCCUCACAUUAUAGAACCCUAGGGUCAGAAAUGACCUUUCAGGGUUACCUACUUUGGAGUGGGGAGCAACAGUUUGAUUUUCUCAAAUUAUUUAGCUAAUUAGUCUUUGCAUAAAGCAAUUAUCUCUAAGGACAUUGAGAUAUGUUUAUUUCCAGUAAAAAUGGGAGGUAGCUGCCCACCCUCUUGAGGUGAGAUCUCCAAAGCUUACUGGCCUGAAAAUGUAACAUUCUGCCUUUUACUAAUGCCAUCUGAAUUUUAAUCAAAGAUCAAUCUAUCCAUGUUUCUUCUGUGUGCCUCAGUUAUUUUGCAUUUAGUUUACUCCACCAUGUAUAAUAUUUAUAUUGUGCAAUGUUAAAAAGAGUUGUUAUAUUGUAUGUGGUGUACAUAGUGCAAAGUGAUUAUUUCUAUUUCAGGACAUAUUAUUCUCAUAUUCCUUCCUACCUGGUGCACAGUAGGUUUUUAAUACUCAUCAACUCUAACUAAAACUUUCUCUUCCUGGGUCAUUGACUGUUAUUGUGUAAUAAUCAAUUCCUUUGAAACUGCUGCAUAAUUACGCUGUUAGUGGACUCCCUUCUUAUUCUGACUCUACCUCUCUCACCCCUCUUCCAAUCUCAGUGUACUCAACAAUUCCCAACCCUCUGCCAUACCUACUAUCUUGGUUCACAUUGCUCACAGUAAUACGUGAACGAGCUAGACAGGAACAUGCAGUUAUAAUCAGUAUAAGACGUGACUCUCUAGUGUCACAAGAAAAAAAUAAUUUUUCCUGCAAGCAGUCUCAUUGUCUAUCAGCUCCCAUAUUGCUUAAUCAAACAGUUGUCUUAGAUAAUAACACAGCAAUAUAUAUUUGUAUUAAAUACCAAUUUAUAAUUAUACUUUAAAUCUGCUUGCUAAGAACAGAUUUUCUGCUCCAAGCUUAAAACAUGGAGAUUUGUAAGAGGGAUUCAAUAUUACUCUAAUUUCUCUCUUACAGAAUAUGUAUAAAAGGUAUACACAAACUCUGAAGUUAUAAAUACCCAAUUCUUUUGUCAACCAGAAGAUUAAAGUCUUCAUAAAAGACUCUUGGUGUCAUGCUUUGAGCUGUAGCCAGUGCCCAGAGUUCACCCUCUGCGCAGCAUGGGGACCUACUGACACAGCAGUCUCUAGGCUCCUCCAGGAAGACACUAGCAUCCUUUCUCCACUCACUCCAGCAUCAAGACUUACAGAAGCCCACGAAGAAGUUACACCCUGCUUGAGAUCAUCUUGCCUAUAAACUGAGUUACUGCUUUGUCCUAAAAAUUAGUUGUUUUUCUUUUCUAUGAGGCUUUUCAGAAAUUUACAGGAUGCCCAUACUUUAAAUGUGUACCCCCCCCAAAAAAAGAUAAAAAUAAAGGUGCGAAGAAAGUUUA
Molecule: messenger RNA, 8756 nt
Organism: Chinchilla lanigera (long-tailed chinchilla)
Lineage: Eukaryota; Metazoa; Chordata; Mammalia; Rodentia; Chinchillidae
Gene: Arid1b
Product: AT rich interactive domain 1B (SWI1-like)
Biological process (GO): chromatin remodeling; regulation of transcription by RNA polymerase II; positive regulation of DNA-templated transcription
Cellular component (GO): nucleoplasm; SWI/SNF complex; brahma complex
Molecular function (GO): DNA binding; nucleosome binding
Source: RefSeq, a predicted model, not a curated record